AUGUCCGCAAAGCGAGAAGUGGUCAGUGCAUCAGCUCCGACACCGAGUGGCGCUUUUUCGCAGGCCAUUAGACACGGAAACACUGUCUACUUGUCCGGUCAGAUCGGGAAGGAUGUAAAGACUAACCGAUUGGUGACCGAGUCAUUUGAGGCCCAAUUGGAUCAGUUGUUGAGGAAUAUGAAGAGUGUUGUUGAGGCCGCCGGCGGUUCCCUCGAAGACAUCGUUAAACUAACUCUUUUUAUUCUGGAUUACAAGAACUUUCCCACAAUUAAUAAAGUAUUUGAGCGAUACUUCAGUAAACCAUAUCCGGCCCGGUCUUGCAUUGGUGUCGCCAAUCUUCCGUUGGGCGCCGACAUUGAGAUCGAGGGUAUCGUUCAGUUACCUCACAAAUAA
This is a messenger RNA of Medioppia subpectinata, 393 nucleotides long. Lineage: Eukaryota; Metazoa; Arthropoda; Arachnida; Sarcoptiformes; Oppiidae. The record is from the annotation of a GenBank genome assembly.